Molecule: messenger RNA, 1039 nt
Organism: Suillus subalutaceus
Lineage: Eukaryota; Fungi; Basidiomycota; Agaricomycetes; Boletales; Suillaceae
Product: UbiA prenyltransferase family-domain-containing protein
Exons: 7
Coding region: 1-816 (271 amino acids)
Biological process (GO): ubiquinone biosynthetic process
Cellular component (GO): mitochondrial inner membrane
Molecular function (GO): 4-hydroxybenzoate polyprenyltransferase activity
Source: RefSeq, a predicted model, not a curated record
AUGCCCUCCAAGGCAAGAGCGUUGGCCGAGCUCACCAGGAUUCACUGGUUUCCAGUGGGGUGUGACUUCAUGUUCUGGCCUUUCGCGUGGGGCUCCCUGGCGGCGUCAUACCAUGUGGCAUUACCCAUGAAUGAAGUUGUCAUAAACACUUUGUUCUAUGCAUUGUUGGGAACACUGGUGCAUAGUGCAGGCUGUGUCAUAAACGAUAUGCUUGAUCGCGACUUCGAUCGCAAAGUUGAACGUUCGAAAGGCCGACCGAUCGCGUCGGGAGCUGUCACUAUGACAGAGGCCUCGAUUCUUCUGUUCGUGCUCGUUGCUGCCAUCUUUUACAUGUUUUCGACUGCUGGCACUACGGCUCUCACACUGGGUCUUGUUGGACUCCCUGCUUGUGGCGGGACAUAUCCACUGAUGAAGCGUUGGAUGUAUUGGCCGUCUUUGUACCUCGGUUUUGCUGCUAGCUGGGCCGUCCCAUUCACGUGGGUGGCAAUUACGGGACAAGAAGGACGACGAGAAGGCUGGAGUCAAGUCCAUGGCGGUUCGUCUGGGCGAUGGCAUUCGUUUGGCAUUGAGCGUAUUGAUGUGAUUUUCUUUGCGUGUCUUCUGUGGGCUGGAUACUUGAACGACCAACAUCUCCCGUUCUACGUGAUGAGCGUCAUUGCGCCCUUCCUCCUCUGUCUCUGGCACAUAUGGUCAUUUGAUCAUAACGAUCCUAAAGACAGCUGGGAGAAAUUUACAGCAGGUCGCCAUGGUGCAGCGUUGGUUUGUGCAGGAUUGUUCGUGGAUCAUUACUUCAAUCUUGCGUCUCUGGCCAUUUGAGCAUGCACUUUCAUCUCGGCUGGAUUCAUGGUGGCACCUUCAAUAAUCAUAUUAAUGUGCACACUCCAGUGACCUUGCGCUUUCGUGUUUUUCUCUUAGAGUAUUGCUUAUGUUUUCCUAUCUAACUCAUAGACAACUGAUGACAUAGUAUGAUAAUUACAUCCAGAUGUCAGGCUACAAAUUUGGGGAUGUUGCUUGCCGUGCAUGACUUUCAUACUCUGGC